AUGUUGCCCCGCUGCUUGAACCCUCCCUCCUGGUCCACCUGUAGGCUUCUCUUCUGGUUUUUGUUGCUGCUCCAAACGCCCCGGUCCUCCUCUCCGCUAAUUACAGGUACAGAGGCCAGCUGUGAGAACGAAGGCGAGGUCCUCCACAUCCCCAACAUCACCGACAACCCCUGCAUCACCUGCGUCUGCCUGGAGGGGAAGGCCGACUGUAAACAGGAGAAAUGUCCGCAGGUCUCUGAGGACUGUGCUCUGGUGGUGAAACAGACUGGAGCCUGCUGUGAGAGAUGUAAAGGUUGUAUGUUGGAUGGACGCUCCUAUAACAGCUCAGUAUCCUGGACCAGCUCCACCAAACCCUGCGUAACCAGGCGCUGUCAGGAAGGUGUCAUCACUGAAGCAGAGGUGCAGUGUGUCGUCCACUGCAAGAACCCUAAAAUCCAUCCUAAGAAGUGCUGCCCCACCUGCCCCAGUUGUAUCUUUGAGGGUCGACUGUACAAAGAAAAGGAGGAGUUCAGUCCAGAAGGAAAACCUUGCAUCAAAUGUACCUGCACUGGAGGACGGACUCUGUGCAUGAAGGAAGUGUGUCCCGUCCUGUCGUGUCCCGCACACCUCAGCCACACUCCUGCAGGACAGUGCUGUCCCCGAUGCCUUGGUCAGAGGAAGGUGUUCGAUCUUUCUUUGGGAAGCUGUUUGUUCCACAGCGAGGUUUACGAGAACGGCACCUGCUUUUUACACGAUAACUGCACCACCUGCACCUGCAAGGACUCCACGGUGGUGUGUAAAAAGAGGUGCUCGCGGCCGGGCAGUUGCCAGGGAAACCAGUGUUGUGACGAGUGCCUGUCCUACGUGAAGGUGGAGGAAGUGAAGUACUGCAGAGUCCGCAACAAGAUCUACAGGGAAGGCGACAUGUGGUCCUCCGUUAACUGCACGCUCUGCGCCUGCGUCAAAGGAAACAUCGAGUGCCGCCCCAAACACUGUGUGCCAAUCAUCAGCUGCCCCUCGAAUAAGAUCCUGAACAGAACCGGCUGCUGUCCAGUUUGCACUGAAAAGCCGGGUGUGUGUACAGUUUUUGGAGACCCUCACUACAACACGUUCGACGGCAGGACCUUUAACUUUCAGGGCACCUGUCAGUAUGUGCUGACUCGUGAAUGCGGCAGCGCCCCCUUCGCUGGGCCGGGAAGCAGCGUGAACAUCAACACCCCCGACUCCAGCUUCACGGUGUUGGUGAAGAACGACGCCCGGCGGACUCGCUCCUUCUCCUGGACUCAGUCGGUGGAAGUGAGGCUGGCAGGCUUGACCCUCAGCCUCCAUCAGCACCUGACGGUCCGGAGGAACGGCACCCGCAUCGCCCUCCCUUACCACGGCCCCGGGGUUCACAUUGACCUGGAUGGAUACCUGCUCAAACUCACCACCAUCGCAGGUCUGGAGAUCACAUGGGAUGGUGACAGUUUCGUGGAGGUCGUGGCCGCCCCCCACCUGCGCGGUCGCCUCUGCGGCCUUUGCGGUAACUACAAUGGCCACAAGCGUGACGACACCAUGGGAGGAGACGGCCAGUUCAAGUUCGACGUGGACGAGUUUGCAGAGUCGUGGCGGGUCGAGGGCAACGAGGUUUGCGCCCAGCAGCCGCCUCCUCGCCGGCCGACUUCCUUCCUGUGCCCCGGCAGCGUCAAAGUAAAGUUCCGCGCUCACCGGGAAUGUCAGAAGAUCAAGUCGUGGGAGUUUCAGAAGUGUCACCGUGUGGUCGACUUCGCCCCGUUCUACAGGUCCUGUGUGACGGACAUGUGUGAGUGUCCGGUCCAUAAGAACUGUUACUGCGAGUCCUUCAUCGCCUACAGCCGCGCCUGCGAGAGGGAAGGAGUGCCCGUCCUCUGGAAGCCUGACACCGCCUGCGUGGCCACCCAGUGUAAACACGGCGCCGUCUACGACACCUGCGGACCGGGCUGCACCAAAACCUGCGACAACUGGAACGAGAUUGGACCGUGCCACAAGCCCUGCGUGGCCGGCUGCCACUGCCCCGCCAACCUGGUGCUGUUCCAGGGACGCUGCAUCAAACCCACCGCCUGUCCUGGACGGUGA
Scomber japonicus (chub mackerel) is the source of this 2073-nucleotide messenger RNA. RefSeq names its product BMP binding endothelial regulator (gene bmper). The transcript has 16 exons. The coding region runs from base 1 to 2073 and encodes 690 amino acids. Gene Ontology annotation, molecular function: protein binding. Lineage: Eukaryota; Metazoa; Chordata; Actinopteri; Scombriformes; Scombridae. The record is from RefSeq and is a predicted model, not a curated record.